GAAUUUAAAUGACAGAAAAGUCAAUAUGGAAUGGCAUUCCCUUUGGAGGAAUCUUCGCCACUCAAUGGAGAGCAAAGAGUUUCCAUCAUUGGAUCAGUUCCUGGAGAAGGCAUCCAAACGACUCCAGAGACGACCAGUGAAUCUCCGGUGACGACCACUUUGACGCCAACCACCGAAGAGUCUCCGGUGACCACCGAAGACAGUGAUAAGAAAUUGGAUGACAUUGAGGGCCAAAACAAUGAGAAUUCAGGCCUUAUUAUAGCCAAUGCUGACGACGAGGACGACAGGAAUGGAGAGACGGGCGAAGAAAAGACGAACCCAAGACUCGUAUUCAUCGAGAGACUAAUGGGUCUUCACUUAACCGCUCCUCUCAAUGGCCAGAAGGAGGCCGAGAGAGACGACAACAGCGCCGUCGACUCCGAGCCACAGAUGCCCUUCAGUAUGGAUGGGUCACGAAAUCCGUUCGACAAAGUGAACGCCAAAUGGUCCACAAGAAUGAGAAAGUUCUCGAUCCCACUCUUACAACAACAGCAACAGUUCACACCUCCAGAAACACCCAACCCUUUGCUCAGAGUGGCCGCCGCGGCGAUGAUGACCCGACUCCUGGCCGCUGCCGCUCGGGCUCACAAUAAUGGUCCAAUGAUGGGUAAAGACAAAGAUGACGAAGGUGAAGAUGAAACGGUUCCCAUUUUGUUGGCCAGUAUGCGAUCGGAUGACAAUAGAGAGCCUCCGAUGUACGGCCGACCAAUGCCCAGACCACCGAUGAUGAGACCCCCGAUGAGACCGCCGAUCAAAAUCAUUGGUCAACCGCAGCAAAGGAUGGGUUCCGUUAAUAUUCCUCAACGCAUAUAUUCGGCACAAAUGAUUCCUCAAAGGUCUCCAGUCGUACAGCAGAGAGCACUUCCACCGUAUCAGCCGGUGAUCGUCAUGUUGGCUCACGUACCCAUGCAAAUGGCUGAGUCACGUAUGGGCGCCUCUCAAGAGCGAUAUAACGAUUUGGGGCCCUAUUAUGCCUCUCAACCACAACAGCAUUCAAUGCCAAUUUACCCACAAGUGCCGUACGCUCUCCCCAUCGGAUACCAUCCGAUGCAGCGACAAAUGGGACAAAUGGAAAUGCCCACUCCUGUCCACAUUCCCAUUCCCGUCGCUUCAUAUCAUAGACCUGUAUAUCAAUCUCCAUAUCAAUCAUAUCAAAGGGAACCAAAUCAAUAUCAAUCUCAAUACCCGUCUCAAUAUCAGAGACAAUCGUCGAGACCUGUGAUAGAGAUUCCGAUUGAGAUCCCGAUCCCAGUGCACGUUCCGAGCGCAACCAAAUUGAAACUCUGGCGCGAAUACGUCGGCGCCAAACACGCGGCCCAACCCGGCGUCCGAUACAUACCGGUGGCCGUCAAUACGGCCGACGACUCGCAGACACUGCCCGCCGGUAAUCACGAUAACAGCGAUAGUCAACCAAAUCAAGACCAGUCGGAAGCGAUGGCUGAAUCACAUUCACAGCCGGCUUUUGUUAUAUUGACUGAUGACAGUCCAGAUGGUCAGCCCAUCGACGCACCACAACAUCACUGA
This is a messenger RNA of Medioppia subpectinata, 1563 nucleotides long. Lineage: Eukaryota; Metazoa; Arthropoda; Arachnida; Sarcoptiformes; Oppiidae. The record is from the annotation of a GenBank genome assembly.